This is a messenger RNA of Penicillium macrosclerotiorum, 513 nucleotides long. Its product is annotated as cytochrome b5-like heme/steroid binding domain-containing protein. The transcript is spliced from 4 exons. NCBI's taxonomy places the organism in Eukaryota, Fungi, Ascomycota, Eurotiomycetes, Eurotiales, Aspergillaceae. Gene Ontology annotation, cellular component: endomembrane system; membrane. The record is from RefSeq and is a predicted model, not a curated record. The coding region runs from base 1 to 513 and encodes 170 amino acids.
AUGGCUGCUGCUGAUACAGACGGUUCCGCGCCGCAAGCCGAAGUUAUGUCCAUCGCCUCCCCCAUUAACUUGAUCCUCGUCUCCCUCUUCGUCGUCCUGGUGUAUUAUCACUUCCGCCCCAAGCCACCAGUCACCCUCCCGCGCGGCCCACCUCCCGUCGUCUUCCGCACCUACACCCCCAAGACCCUGAUUGAGUUCAACGGCGAGAAUGACCGCCCCGUCUUCUUAGCGGUUCGCGGCCGUGUCUUCGACGUAUCUCCAGGAAGGAACUUCUACGGUCCGGGCGGCCCGUACGAGAACUUCGCCGGCCGGGACGCAUCGCGCGGCCUGGCCCACCAGAGCUUCGAUGAGGAGAUGUUAACCAAAGACUUGUCGGCCCCACUGGACGACCUCAAGGAUCUGGAUGCUGACCAACUGGAGAACCUGCAAUCGUGGGAGGAACGCUUCUCCGAGAAGUACUUGGUGGUCGGUAAGCUGGUUGCCGAAGGUGAUCCCGAGGCACCGAAGUCAUGA